CUACCCACUACUUUCUUACCCCCUCUCCCUCGCUCCCUUACCUCCCUCCACCCUCUUCUUCCCUCUGAUCUCAUCCCACAUAUAGUACUCCUUCGACAGCUCUACCUCCCACCAGUACAUGGCGGCAUUCCCACAUCCUCCAUCGCUACUUACGGUCUACCUAAUGAGCUGCGGAUGACACGAGAACGUCGGUUCAGCCCUGCGAUGAGUGGACUGGGUCUGGAUAUUCCCUCCGGUCCGGGGCAUUCUGGCAGGGGCUCUGAUUCGGAGGAAGUCGGAUGUGAUCACCUUAACGAUUCUCCAGAUACGCAAGACCCAGAAGAUGAGGAAGGUCUUUAUGAUGAUUCAGAAGAGGAGGAGGAGGAGGAUCCUUUCACUGGACAUUUAGACAAUUUCGAGAGGGAUUGGGCGGAGAGAUGGCUUUCUGGGGUUGUACGUCGCUCUCAGACCUGGUUGGAGGAUCAUGAAAGUGAAACGAGUAUGGACACGAGGGAAUAUGAAAUGGUUCUGAGGGAGUCUGUCGCUGUUUUGGCCAUGAUGGCAGGGACGAGUGCUGCCGGUUCUCUAACCCGUCAUCUUCUCUUCCCCGUUCAUCCUUCCUUAUCCAAAACCAUCCCCUCCAUUCGAUCCAAUCUUCAAAACUCUUCAUAUUCACCCGAAACGAACACUUUUCUCUCUUCCUUAUCCUUGUCUUACUCACCAACCAAAUCAAUUUCUAACUUUCCUCGAGAUCCUCCAUCUCGCAUUCAACCCUCAACCUCUCCCAGCUCCUUAAGAAACCGUCGUAUCUCUUUUCAAUCAGGAUCAUCUCGUUCUCUCUCCCUGUCACCUAAUAGUCGGCCAUUGCGCAGGAGAAAAAGAACUGCGAUCCCUAUACUCCUCCAUGAUGCACCUAUGACGGAUCAUUUAUCCGUUGGUGUACAAACGUGGGGUUCGGCUAUCCUCUUAGGACGAGAGAUAGCCUUGGAUCCGGAGAGAUUUGAACUGUUCAGAGAUUCCUCAGAGGGUAUCAGGGUAUUAGAGUUGGGAGCAGGGACGGGGUUGUUAUCCAUCCUUUGUCGGAAGUUGUUAGACCUACGCUCGGACGAAGACAGGAGAGAGGGUUUGGUGGUAGCUACGGAUUUCCUUCCUGAGGUAUUGGAGAACUUGAGGGUUUGUGUGGAUCUCAACUUUCCCCCUCCAUUAUCGCCUUCAAGUCCAAAAGUUGUAAAGAGUACUACCGACAUUUCGGCCGAUACAGGGAUUCAUAUCGCUAAAUUAGACUGGACGACUUUCCCCAGAUACAUGGCCUCUCUCAAAUCACCCGCACUCGCUAACUUGAAUGACGGAGGGGAAGAAAUGUCUAGAUAUAUGGGUAAGCCGUUCGAUUUGGUCCUUGCUUCGGAUUGUGUGUAUGAUACUACCCAUGCGAGGUUAUUGAGGGAAGUUGUAGGAUGGGUUUUGAGGUUACCGGAGGGAGGAGAUGAAGGAGGGACAUUUCAUCUCCUUUCUCCCUUACGUCCAACUUUCGGUCCUGAACUUCAAAGUAUAGAUGAUACAUUUCCUCUUUUAUCCUCUUAUCCGCCUCUUUCUCUCCGUCAGCCAUCGACAAAUGAUCAACGCGAUGGAGAAGGUCUCGGUUCUACUCAAGGUCUCAGAUUGGGCGUAAGAGGAGAUGGUAAGAAGAGUAAAAAAGGUAGGAAAGGUGAAGGGAGGGUAGAUGAAGGAGAUGGGUAUUGGUGGUGGGAGAUUGGUUGGGGUUAG
Tremella mesenterica DSM 1558 is the source of this 1743-nucleotide messenger RNA. RefSeq lists its product as uncharacterized. Lineage: Eukaryota; Fungi; Basidiomycota; Tremellomycetes; Tremellales; Tremellaceae. The annotation marks the transcript as partial. The transcript is spliced from 5 exons. The record is from RefSeq and is a predicted model, not a curated record.